Molecule: messenger RNA, 1737 nt
Organism: Oreochromis aureus
Lineage: Eukaryota; Metazoa; Chordata; Actinopteri; Cichliformes; Cichlidae
Gene: slc16a7
Product: solute carrier family 16 member 7
Exons: 5
Coding region: 57-1502 (481 amino acids)
Biological process (GO): monocarboxylic acid transport; transmembrane transport
Cellular component (GO): membrane
Molecular function (GO): monocarboxylic acid transmembrane transporter activity
Source: RefSeq, a predicted model, not a curated record
AGUUCAUAGGCUGGGCGAUACAGUUUCAAGGACUGGGCAGAGCCGGCGAAUUGAACAUGCCCCCCGCAGCAGUAACCAAUCUAGGCUACACCCCACCAGACGGAGGCUGGGGCUGGGCUGUCGUCUUCGGCGCUUUCAUCUCCAUAGGAUUCUCGUAUGCCUUUCCCAAGUCCCUCACCAUCUAUUUCAAGGAGAUUCAGGAAUAUUUUUCAGUUUCCUACAGUGAGAUUGCCUGGGUGUCCUCAGUCAUGCUUGCUUCUAUGUAUGCAGGAGGCCCUGUCAGCAGUGUACUGGUCAAUCGCUAUGGCAGCAGACGUGUGGUUAUAGUUGGCGGGGUCAUGGUUUGCACUGGCAUGGCUCUCGCUUCUCUUGGCACUAAUAUAAUACAUCUGUAUCUCUGUGUUGGAGUAAUUGGAGGUUUUGGUCUCGCGUUCAACUUGCAGCCCUCCCUGACGAUCAUAGGCACUUACUUCCAGGUCAAAAGGCCUCUUGCCAAUGGACUCGCUAUGACUGGAAGUCCAGUUAUUCUCUCCACUCUGGCUCCUCUCAAUCAGUUUCUGUUUGAUUCUUUUGGUUGGAGGGGGAGCUUCCUCAUCCUGGGAUCCAUUGUUUUGAACUGCUGUGUAGCUGGUGCUUUGAUGAGACCAGUCAACAAAAGCAUACAACGCAAAACAAUAGAUGAGUCAUCAAAGUGUGAAAAUGAAGCUGAGGAACACGCUGCUGCUGAAGACACCAGUACCCACUCUGAUAACCUUCAGACUGAAGAUCAAAGUGAGAGCAAGGGUCACAGCUUUGUGCAGAAAUUCAUAGAUGUCUCACUUUUCAGACACAGGGGCUUCCUCAUUUAUCUAAUUGGUAAUGUGGUCAUGUUUUUUGGCUUUUUUGCACCUGUGGUUUUCAUGGCUCCAUAUGCCAAACAUCAAGGGAUUGAUGAAUAUUCAGCAGCUUUCUUGCUCUCCAUUUUUGCUCUGGCGGACAUGUUCGUUAGACCGACAACUGGCUUCGUGGGCAACACCAAGUGGAUUAGGCCAAGAAUACAGUAUUUUUUCAGUUUUGCUGUUUCAUACAAUGGCAUAUGUCACCUAAUGUGCCCACUGGCAUCUGGCUAUACAGGCCUAGUUGUAUAUGCUGUCUUCUUUGGUUUGGCAUUUGGGAUGCUUUCUGCACUCCUUUUUGAAGUUCUAAUGGACCUUGUUGGAGCUCCUCGUUUCUCCACUGCUGUUGGACUUGUCACCAUUAUUGAGUGUGGGCCAGUGCUUCUGGGACCUCCAAUGGCAGGAGCUUUGGUUGAUUAUUUUGGUGAUUACAAAUAUAUGUAUUAUGCAUGCGGUGUAUUCAUGCUGGUUUCUGGCAUAUUUUUCUUCAUUAUGCAUUACUACAACUAUAAAAAACUGGAUGAGGAGCGCAGGAAGAGCAAAGCAAUGGAGACAAGAAAUUCUGACGAGGCAGUAGAACUAAAAAUGAACCAGGAUGAUAGAACGAUGAAUGAAACAGAUGAAUGAACUUGCUGACUAUGACUUUAUUUCAGUGGAUGCAUACAAAAUGACAUUGCAAAGGUUUUUUAUGCAGUAUGUUAAUGUAUUUUGUACCUUAAAUGACUUAGAGUAGUUAGACUUUUAAAUACUUGCAGAUUCACAUUUGUUAUUUUGUAAAUUCUCAUAUUAUGUAUAUUAUUAUUAUUACAGUGUGUGACAUAUGUAACUCUGAGGAUUUGUUAAUAAAUUACAAGGAACUACC